Molecule: messenger RNA, 1381 nt
Organism: Teleopsis dalmanni
Lineage: Eukaryota; Metazoa; Arthropoda; Insecta; Diptera; Diopsidae
Exons: 7
Cellular component (GO): Ski complex
Molecular function (GO): protein binding
Source: RefSeq, a predicted model, not a curated record
AUGAGUGAUUCUGAUAGAAAAAAGGAUUUAGUAACAAUUCACGGACUGAUUAAAGAAAAAAAAUUAACGGAAGCAAUCGAGAAAUGCAAUAUAUAUCUAAAGGAACAUCCAAACAGCUACCAAUGUCAUAUGUUAAUAGGUGCCGCUUAUACAAAUAAUAACAAUAAGAUUGAGGCUGCAAAGCAUUUACGAGAUGCGUUAGAACUAUGUAAAGGAUCACCAAUAUCAGUUUUACGGGGCUUAAUUGGUUGUGUGUCCACAGAGGAGCUACCGGAUGUGUAUAAACAACUACUGCCAUUAGAGAGUGAGGAUAAAUAUUACUGUGAAAGUAUUGAAAGAAUAUCCAUUCAUUCACAAAAUCCACAAGUUUUCUUGGAUUUCUUUGAACUUAUGAAGCAGCAAGCAGAGACCAAUAUUAAUGAUAAUCGAAAAAAUGUUGUAAUGAAAAGUCUGUGUGGUAUGUGCGUUAGCGGAGUGAGAAUAUCGGAUGUGGACGACCAAUCGCUUAAAAGUACUUUUGAACUUUUGAUUGAAUAUUACAAAGAUCAGGAGAAACAUAGUGAAAUACAUGUACAUAAGCUUUACCUUAGAACGUAUAAAAAGUAUAUAAAAUUGCUGUAUAAACUUCAAGAUUAUAAAAAUUGCCUAAAACAUGCCAGUCUAAUAGUGCAACAGAAUGCAGAAGAUGAGUAUGCGUACGAAUGGAUUUGUAAGAUAUAUUCAGAGUACUACAAAGAUGAUGUGUUCAAAGAUUGGCAAAAUGAACUUGAAUAUCCAGUUGAGCAUUACAGUGAAAAACUAGUCCAACUGAACGAAAAAUCAAGUUUAGGACUCUUGGUAAAAUCAAUUAUAUUUUAUAAUCAGCAACAAUAUGUGCCUUGUCGUGAUUUGCUAAACAAAGUAAGAACUUUGGUUCCAGAUAAUAUAGUUGCUAUAGAUCUACUUGCAAUCACCAAUAUGGUUUUAGGAGCAUUUGAAAUAGCAAUGAAUUUGUGGCAUGACAUCCAUAAUGACAAAAUGUAUGCUAUAUGUGCAUCACACACUGCGGAUAGAGAACUGAACAAGAGUGCCAUUAAACUUUUGCAAACUUUGGAGCAAUCUAUAGACGUUGUUGAAGCACUAGCCAGGUGUUAUUUUUCACUGAAAGACUUCGAUGCACUGAAAAGGCUAAAAUUAAGUGAUAUAGCGAAAACGGAGUACUUACUCGAGCCAGUUGAAGCAAUUGAAUUGAUUGAGCAUUCUGAAGAUUCAGAUUCAUUUUCUCGUUUCUUUUUGUUGGGUAAACUCUAUUUUAAAAUAUCUAACUAUUCCUCAUCGCUUACAUGGACUUUAAAGGCUACAAGAAUACAAUCCUAUCGAGCGGAAUGCUUUCUAUAUUUGG